Molecule: messenger RNA, 4486 nt
Organism: Pseudoliparis swirei
Lineage: Eukaryota; Metazoa; Chordata; Actinopteri; Perciformes; Liparidae
Gene: nek1
Product: NIMA-related kinase 1
Exons: 36
Coding region: 74-4009 (1311 amino acids)
Biological process (GO): protein phosphorylation
Molecular function (GO): protein kinase activity; ATP binding
Source: RefSeq, a predicted model, not a curated record
UUACCAGAGCCUCUGCGAGACAGCAGCGAAACACACUCAUGACCCAGCACGAGCAGCCAGUCACUCCUCCGACAUGGACAAGUAUGAAAAGGUAAAGAAAAUCGGCGAGGGCUCGUUUGGCAAGGCCAUCCUGGUGAAGUCCAAACAGGAUGGGCACCAGUACGUCAUCAAGGAGAUCGGCAUAUCCGCGAUGUCGAGCAAAGAGCGGCAGGAGUCCCGUAAAGAGGUGGCCGUGCUGGCCAACAUGAGCCAUCCCAACAUCGUCCAGUACAAAGAGUCCUUCGAAGAGGGCGGCUGCCUGUACAUCGUGAUGGACUACUGUGAGGGCGGAGACCUCUUCAAGAAGAUCAACUCCCAGAGAGGAGCUCUGUUCCCGGAGGAGAAGAUCUUGGAUUGGUUCGUGCAGAUUAGCCUGGCGCUGAAGCACGUGCACGAUAGAAAAAUCCUCCACAGGGACAUCAAAUCUCAGAACAUCUUCCUGACGAAGGACGGGACCGUGCAGCUCGGAGACUUUGGGAUCGCGAGGGUGCUGAACAGCACCGUGGAGCUGGCCAGGACGUGCAUCGGCACGCCGUACUACCUGUCGCCGGAGAUCUGCGAGAACAAACCGUACAACAACAAAAGUGACAUCUGGGCCCUCGGGUGUGUCCUGUAUGAAAUGUGCACCCUUAAGCAUGCUUUCGAGGCGGGCAACAUGAAGAACCUGGUGCUGAAGAUCAUCCGCGGCUCCUACCCGCCCGUGUCGGGCCACUACUCCCCGGAGCUGCGUUCGCUGCUGGCGCUGCUGUUCCGGCGCAGCCCGAGAGAGAGGCCGUCCGUCGGCAGCAUCCUGGACAAGCCCUUCCUCUCCGGCAGGAUCGAGCGCUUCCUCACGCCACAGAUAAUUGCUCUGGAAUUCCGCCAAAUGUUUCUUCACAAGCUGCCGAAAGCGAGUUUGGUGCAGGAGACAGCCAAGCGUCCGGCCUCCACGCCGCUCGGCCAGAAGGUCACCAAACCCGCCAGCAAGUACGGCGUGCCUCUGACCGCCAGGAAGGCGCCGGCCGCCAGGAGACCGGCCGCCAAGCAUAAAGUGGCCCCUCCCCCUGCAGCCCCCCACAGAAGACUGAGUCAAGUGGAGGAAGAGAGGAGAAAACUCGAGGACGGCAUGAGAAAGAAAAGGAUGGAGCUGAUUGAAAAGGAAAGGAAACAGAGAGAGCAGGCGUUCCUGUUGAGAGAGGAUCAAAUGAAGAGAUAUGAAAAAGAAAAGAUGAAUCGUAUAAACCAGGCCAGAGAACAAGGCUGGAAACACGUCCUGAGUUCCAGUGGGGGGAGCAGCCCUGAGAGGAAGUGUUUUGCAGGUGGAGGAAAGGGGGCGGGCCCUUCAGCCUGUCCGCCAGGUAAACCCCCGUACGAGCACUACCACGCCGCCCUGGACCACAUGGCGCCGCCUCAAGCCCUCGGCGGGGAGGGCGGUCCCGUCCGCGUCCCGGCCGCCGCCGGUCCAGUUCUGCCCAACGGCGCCGCCCGACUCCUGAACUGCGACGUCAUCCGGAGGGAGCUGCAGCGGCUUCAGCACGCCUCCAAACCCGCCCACGUCAGCCGGUCGCGGGGUCACGCGGCGGCGGCCGGACGGGCUUAUCAGGUGGAGGAGUUCUUACAGCGCAAGAGGGAAGCCAUGAGCAACAAGGUCCGCGUCGAGGGGCAGCUGGGCGCUCGGCAAAACCCGGCGGCGACCUUCAGAAUCCGGACCGGUUCCGUCUGGUGCAGGAGACCCCGAGCCAACGAGGAGGAGCAGGAGUACCUGUCCAGAUUGAGGCAGAUCCGCCUGCAGAACUUCAACGAGCGUCAGCAGAUGAAAGCCCGGCUCCGAGGAGAGAAGUAUGACAGCGAUGGUUCCGAUAGCCAGGAGAACAGCGAGGAGGCGGAGCUCCGGAGGAAGAAGACCGAGGCUUUAAAAGCCCAGGCCAACGCCCGCGCCGCCGUGCUGAAGGAGCAGCUGGAGAAGAAGAGGAGGGAGGCUCAGGAGAGGGAGCAGAGGGCCUGGGAGGACCACCUCGCAGCUCGGGGGGUGAAGGUCGGCUCAUCAUCAUCAUCAUCAUCAUCAGCAGCAGCUUCGUCUGACGCUCCUCUUCCGGACCCGGCCGCCCCCUCCCCGCCGGCGGCCAUCUCCAUGACCGCCGCCCUGAAGAACGUGGGAGCGACGACGCCGCUGAAGGAAACGCCUCCGGAGAGCGCCGCGGCGGUCCAGCAGAGCGAGAAGAAGCAGAUUCUGAGGCGACUCAACCAGAACCUGAAAGCCCAGAGCGCGGUGGAGCCGGUGGAGCCGGUGGAGCCGCCUCGGUCGGACUCUGACUCGCGCCCCCCAUCGAACGGAGACCGUAAGAAGUGGGACGCAGCAGAACCGCCGGUGCUGCCCGCGGCUCAGCAAACCUUCGAGGGAACCGGAGCCUCGACCGCCACCUCGGCGUCUCCAGACGACGGACCUGCCGCCGACCGCAGGAAGUGGGAGGCGGGAGUUCCUCUGGUCCUCUCCGUCGCCCGGCAGACUCUGGAGGAGACGUACCUCGGCACCAUCGAGCUCACGGCGGGGGAGGGGAUCCCGAUGGCGGCGCUGCAGGAGGCUCACGGGGAGCUGUGGGGGGCGAGUCCCGACGCCCAGGUGCUCCGAGUCCUCUGGGAGGCGGAGCUUCAGCCGCUGGGGGACGGGAGCUCCAGCCCGGCAGCCGAUGUCGCGCCGCCGCCUGAAGAAGCGCCGUCCGCUCAGCCGGCGCCGCUCGCCUCGGCCCCGAGCCCGGAGGCCCGGCAGCAGAGCGCCGCAGAAACGUCUCCGGGGACGCCGCCGAACCUCGCCGAGGUCCAGGACGCGGCCGACGUGGAGUCGUUGGUUCUGGAGGAGACGCCUCGGCGGGCCUCGCGCCCUCCGGCCGCCGUGCAGCCGGCCUGGCAGCAGGAAGCCCCGCCUCCCACGCCACCAGAGGGCGCCACGAGACCCGCCGCCCCCACGGAGAGGCCGGCCGACCCGUCCAGUGCAGCCCCCCCCGAGGAGCCCCUGUUCAGCCGGCUGCGCUCCCCGGCCCACCGCCGCACCGCCGCCCUGCUGCUGCUGGCGUCCUCGGGGGACGAGUCCUCGUCUCUGGCCUCGCGCUCGCGCUCCGUGUCCCCGCUGCGCUCCAAGCACCGCGCCCUCCUGCUGGGCCUCUCCACGGGCAUGUUCGACGCCAACAACCCCCAGAUGCUGCGGACGUGCUCGCUGCCGGACCUCAGCCGCCUCUUCAGCCGCCGGCCGGGCGCCAUGGCGACGGGCGGCGGGGACAACCUGGAGCUGGAGGACCUGGAGGACCUGGAGGACGACGAGCAGUCGGAGGCCGAAGAUGCGUAUGAAGACGAAGACCUGCGGGACAUCCGGGCCUCCAUGGAGCGGCUGCUGCAGGAGGAGGGCGACCUGAUGAGGAGGAGCUCCCUGCAGGCCGGAGGAGGCGACUUCAACGGGAACCCUCCAGAGGAGGAGGAGGAGGAAGAGGAGGAAGAGGAGGAGGAAGAGGACGAGGAGGAAGACGACCGGGUGUUGUUCCAGAGGAUAGCCGCGGAGAUCGAGCAGGACGGCAGCCAGAUGGCUGUCGACGAUGAUGAUGAAGAGGAUGAAGAGGAAUGCUCUAAUGGGAGUGGCGGUGAGGAGGAGGAGGAGGAGGCGGGGCUUCUCACCAACGGCGUGGGAGAGCACCUCCAGCUCAACGAGGAGUGGCAUUCAGACGGCAGCGGCGAGGAGCCGGGCGGCGAGGCGGCGCUCCACGACAGCAUCUACAGCCGGCUGGAGGAGCUGCGCGUCCACCUGGAGCAGCAGGUGGGCUUCGAGAAGUUCAUCGAGGCCUACAACAAGAUCAAGGCGAUCCAUGAGGACGAAGACGAGAACAUCGACCUGGCCUCCAGCUUGGUGCUGAGCAUCUUGGGCACCGAGCACCAGCACCUGUACCCCAACAUCCUGCACCUGGUGAUGGCCGACGGGGCGUACCAAGAGGAUAACGAUGAGUAGCCCUCCUGCUGUGAGCUCUGCAUGUCGUCUCUUCUCACCGGAGUGCUUUACUUAAAACACGAUGUCACUUCAACGCUCUGCUGACUGUGAAUGAAAGAAACGCACGUGUUGUUGUUGUUGUUGAGCAUAAACGACGUGUAUCUGUUCGGUUUGGACGGUGCGGUGGCAUUUUAUUUUGGCGGGCAAACAUCUGGUCCUCUCAGGUGCUCUCUCCUCCUCUUUGACCACAGAUUAACCCCUCACAGCCCCCCCCCCCCAUUAACCAGCCCCCCCCCCCCCCCCUUCACGACCAGCUGAACCUCUUUUCUCACGACUCUUUCCACCGACUUCAAUGUGAACUUCAUUUCCACGUCUCUGGAGUCGGUGGAUUUCAUUUGACGUGACGUAGCGGAACUGAAGAUAAUAAUAAUAAAUAGUAUUUGAUUAUAAAUAAAAUAUUGUAAAUCUUUAUAUGAAAUAAACACUUUUUUAAGAAGC